This is a messenger RNA of Argentina anserina (silverweed cinquefoil), 1272 nucleotides long. Its product is annotated as dihydroceramide fatty acyl 2-hydroxylase FAH1-like. The transcript has 7 exons. Gene Ontology annotation, cellular component: endoplasmic reticulum; membrane. The coding region runs from base 245 to 958 and encodes 237 amino acids. Gene Ontology annotation, molecular function: fatty acid 2-hydroxylase activity; iron ion binding. Lineage: Eukaryota; Viridiplantae; Streptophyta; Magnoliopsida; Rosales; Rosaceae. Gene Ontology annotation, biological process: fatty acid metabolic process; lipid biosynthetic process. The record is from RefSeq and is a predicted model, not a curated record.
UUUCUCCUCUCCCUUGAAAACUCGAACCGGAGAUUUUCCUCUCCAAAAGAAAAAACAGAAGCUAGAAAGAGAGACAGAUUUUUCCUCGGAUAAAACACCAGUCUCUCAGUUCAACGCGGAAACCCUUCUGAAGAGGGUUGUUUGUUUUUUUAGGAAGCAGAGAAGGAAGAGUCUUUGUUCGGGUUCUGAUCGGAUCCGAGUGUCUGGCUCGGCCCGCAUUUUCAGGAGUGUUACCGGUCACAAGAUGGUUGCUCAGGACUUCCAGGUCGAUUUGAAUAAAGCCCUUGUAUUCCAGGUUGGCCAUCUUGGAGAAGCAUAUCAAGAGUGGGUUCACCAGCCUAUUGUCUGCACAGAAGGCCCUCGAUUUUUUGAAAAUGAAUUUUGGGAGUUCUUGACCCGCACCGUGUGGUGGGCAGUGCCUACCAUAUGGCUCCCAGUGGUGAGUUACUUCAUCUCCAAGUCCGUACGAAUGGGUCAUACCUUUCCUGAAAUAGUUCUGAUGGUUCUUUUUGGCAUUUUUGUGUGGACAUUGCUUGAAUAUACAUUGCAUCAUUUCCUUUUCCACAUUGAAACAACGAGCUACUGGGGGAAUACCGCACAUUAUCUUCUCCACGGCUGCCAUCACAAACACCCAAUGGAUGGGUUGCGACUUGUUUUCCCUCCCACUGCAACAGCUAUUCUAUGUUUUCCAUUCUAUAACUUGGUUAAGCUGAUGUCCUCCCCGUCUGUUGCUCCUGCUUUAUUUGGUGGUGGUUUAUUGGGUUAUGUCAUGUAUGAUGUUACCCAUUACUACCUUCAUCAUGCUCAGCCAUCCAGUAAGCUGCCCAAAGAUCUUAAGAAAUACCACUUGAAUCAUCAUUUCAGGAUUCAGGACAAAGGCUUUGGAAUAACUUCAAGUCUAUGGGACAGGGUGUUUGGAACACUUCCUCAAACCAAAUCAGCUAAAAAGAGUAGAUAAUUCUUGUAAUCGGUGUUAGAAUAGCAAGUAGUAUCAGCAAGCUGCUCAACCAAUUAUGAUUCCUUAACAUUCUUUAUUCUCCUAAAUUGAUUGUUUGCAUAAGUUAUUAUGUUUUCGGGGUGGGAUAUCAAGGAGGUUAAAUUAAGAAUGAUGGCUCUUGAAUUCGCUGGUUGUUGUUAAGGACAACUCUGUCUAUAAUGCGUGAUUUCUCAUUUUUCUAUGCAUCUAUUCUUUGCAUCUUCGGAUGAUGAAUUGUUAUGUUGACGAUGAUUCUACUUCUGAAAUUUUUGAUCAGGAGUCUUUCAGAAUUUGCU